ACAACGCGGCACGAUCAACGCAGAACGAAAGAUAAUCGAGUCGUGGGAGGAAGAACUCUUCGCUUCGCGUCUCAUCAUCGCAAACGAAGCGUCCCCCCACCCCUCUGGUCGCUGGCACUCUCCCGGGACGGAGCGCACCCCGACGAUGGGAGUCGUGAAGACAGCGUCGGAAAGUAUCCUCGAGGAGACGGUGGUGCCGAGCGAAGAGGCGAAUUAUUCGCCGCAAGGACACGCCGAGGAAUGGAGCGAGACUUUUCCAUAUCAGCUUCUGAUAGGAGCAGGGGUGGCGUUGGUCGGUCUAGUUCUGUUAGUGGCAGUGAGUUACCAAUGCUCUUCCACUUGGCGGUGGUUGGUUGGCAUGACAAGACACGAGAAUGUCGAGGAUACCGAGACCGAGCAGACUCAACAAAAUGCGAUUCGUAUCAGUCAUUCUCUUCCGGAUCUCCAGUCAGAACCGAUCACCCACGAAUAUGUUCAAGAACAGAAGGAGAAUAAAAAGGUGCUGCGACAAACUACUUUACCCAUUGUGCCAAUGAGACAUCAAAGUUUCCAGCGUCAAUUAUCUCACCGACUUGAUUUGCCUAAUAUUAAAUUCAGCAUCUGCAGCUUAGAAAAUCGCAGCGACUCCAGCCUCGGUCUUAUCAAGCCGGAACUAUAUAAAAAAGAACUUCUGAGACAAGACAGCGCGGAAAGCUCAAGCACGGUGGAAAUGGAAUACGCCGGGAAAUUACAUUUUGCUCUUCGCUACGACAAAGAAAUGGAUGGGCUUGUUGUUAAAGUUUUGCAAGCUCGUGAGUUGCCUAUAAAAGAUGUAACAGGCAGCAGCGACCCGUAUAUCAAAGUGUAUUUGCUGCCAGACAGAAAGAAGAAAUUUCAAACUAAGGUACAUCGAAAGAAUUUGAAUCCGAUAUUCAAUGAAACGUUCAUUUUUAGUGUAUCGUACGAGGAACUAAGGGAACGUUACUUACAAUUCUCAGUCUACGAUUUUGACCGGUUCUCACGUCACGAUCUUAUAGGACAAGUGGUUCUUAAGGGACUUUUAGACUGUACCGAUCUUGAACAAGAAAUUGAAUAUACAAUGGAUAUUCUCUGCGCUUUACAGGAGAAAGUGGAUUUAGGAGAAUUAAUGUUAUCUUUAUGUUAUCUGCCGACGGCUGGUCGAUUAACAUUGACUAUAGUCAAAGCUAGAAACCUUAAAGCGAUGGAUAUAACAGGAAAAUCAGAUCCUUAUGUAAAAGUCUACUUGCUAUGUCAAGGAAAAAGAAUAAAGAAAAAAAAGACUACGGUGAAGAAGAAUUCUCUUUAUCCUGUAUACAAUGAGGCACUCGUCUUCGAUGUUCCCGCAGACAAUAUCGAGGAUGUCUGUCUUAUAGUAAAAGUAAUCGAUUACGAUAGGAUUGGACCGAACGAAUUAAUGGGAUGUACAGCUAUUGGAUCGAGCUUCAUUGGUAUUGGACGCGAUCACUGGUUAGAAAUGUUAGAUAAUCCUAGAAAACCGGUGGCGCAGUGGUAUCCAUUGAUGGAAACUGUGGCUGGUCACAUUCCAACGGUGGAUUCAGAACCACUUCCAGUGAGCCUGAGUUGCUUGAACAGCAGAUGAAGACAGUAGGCGGGAAGCAAACAUUGUGAAAGCUCGGGAAUGUUGUCGGACGCCGGCUUGGACAUCGUCUCCUUCUGUCGUCAUCUAAUGCACAUUGCUUGACUGAGUUAAGUACAACCUCUAUCUCGAAGGCGCACCGUACUUGCAACCUUGCCUCGUGCAGCAGACAUGAAGUAAUAAACGACCCGUCAUAUAAACGAAUCUGAUUACUCACAUGGAAACACACACGUACGUUACUCAUUUCCGAUUAUCGAUGGUGACCGCGACGGAAACGAGAUUCAUUUGCGUUGUUUUGUCUUUUUAAGUGGCAUUAUAUUAUAGUGCAGGCUGGCCCCGCACCAUUUAAGAUAAAUGUAGUUGGAUUUCAAUAGCAUUUUCUUGGUAGAAUUUUGCAACCACGUGAUGUUGAGCAUGACGAUAGCUUAAAUGUCUUUAAUGCGAUUAAUGCGUGGAAUCACAACUAAUUAAGUUUUUAUAGACGAAAGAUAUAUAACGCGACGAAUUCGUAAUUCGAGCGCAAAGCGUGAGAAGCAUACGGCCUUACCUUAGAUGAAGGUGAGACAAAUGGGCGAGAAUGCAGGUAGACUUGGAAACGAUGGAUUUUAUCGACGGCAGAGUACAAUCGAAUCAUGAUAAACUUUUAAGAUAUCACAGAGAUAGGAUAGGCAAAUGUGUCGAAUGCACGCAUCAUUUCUUAUUUUACGCUCGCUAACCACUUCUGUUCAAGUGUCUAAUACGAUGCGUGUGUGCAUAUGCGCGCGCGUGUGUGCAUACGUGCAUAAUGAGCGUUUUAUUAAUAAUUAUCAAACACUGUACACUAACACACACACACAAACACGCCUGUAUAUAUGCACACACACAGGCACACACACACAAUGAUGCAUACAAACAAAGUAUUUGACGAUAAAGGUAACAAUGUUCUUAUGCAAGUAAAUUGAAUCAAGCUAAACAAAAAAAUCUAUCAUUUUGCAAACAACGUAAAUUUUUGCAUUAUUAAUUAAAGAGGAUUGUCAA
Molecule: messenger RNA, 2614 nt
Organism: Dinoponera quadriceps
Lineage: Eukaryota; Metazoa; Arthropoda; Insecta; Hymenoptera; Formicidae
Product: synaptotagmin-10-like
Exons: 10
Coding region: 146-1600 (484 amino acids)
Biological process (GO): regulation of dopamine secretion; calcium-ion regulated exocytosis; cellular response to calcium ion
Cellular component (GO): membrane
Molecular function (GO): clathrin binding; calcium-dependent phospholipid binding; calcium ion binding
Source: RefSeq, a predicted model, not a curated record